AAUCCCGGGAGGUGCGGGAGGCCCGAAGGGACAGAGGUGGCCCUCCCGCGCGCCGCGGCCACAGGUGCGCCCAGGCCUCCGGGCUGCGCUCCCCCGGGCCCCGCCCGCCGCGCCCCGCGGUGUCGCCCUCCCCUGGCAGCGGCGGGCGCUGCGCGGGAGGCAGCGGCGCGGGAGGCGGCGGCGAGAGGCGAGCCGGGCGCGGCGGCAGCGGGGACGACCAGGGCUGGAGCUGAGGCCAAGCCGAGGGCGCCCGAGACCCCCGCCCGGCGCGUCCUCUGGCUGCGCAGUGCUCAGCUCCGGGCCCGCGGAGACAUGAACGCCCCGCGGCCCCACGCACCCCGGGCGCAGCGGCCCGGCCCCGCGGCCCCGUGAUGGGCUCCUGCGUGUCGCGAGACCUGUUCACAAGUGCCCACAAGGACUGCCCCAUGCCCCAGGGCACGGACCCCUUGAACCCAGACCUGCCCUCGGGCUGCACUCCUAUCGUGGCUGUAGACCAUGUCCCUGGCAAGGACAAACAGAUGGAUUUCUGUUGGGAUCCUUGGCAGAGGUGCUUCCAGACCACCAACGGCUACCUGUCCGACUCCAGGUCCUGCCGCAGCAACUACAACGUGGCAGCCCUAGCCACCUCGUCCCUUGUGGGGGUGGUGCAGAGCAUCAAGGACCACAUCACAAAGCCCACGGCCAUGGCCCGAGGCCAUGGCCCACCUCAUCGAGUGGAAGGGGCUGGAGUGCCCAGCGGGCAGGCUGGGAGCUGUCCCCAGCUGAGGACGAGCCACUGCUGCCUCCCGGAUGAGCUGCGUGAGCCCGCUUGCUGCAGCAGAGAGGGCGAAGAGCCUUACUCCAGGACUCAUCUCCACAUCCCUUUGCUUUUCCAGAUCUGGAGAAAGAUCUACCUUCAGCACAGCCUUCCCAGUGGCUCCCCGCAGGAUGGCUGGUGUCUGCUCCUCAGGGAACUCAAGGACUUUCAGGAGAAACCAGGGCAGCCUGGCCCAGAGGAGCAACAGCCAGGCCCCCAGGAGGACAGCCAUGGAGAGAACUGA
Molecule: messenger RNA, 1040 nt
Organism: Chlorocebus sabaeus (green monkey)
Lineage: Eukaryota; Metazoa; Chordata; Mammalia; Primates; Cercopithecidae
Source: RefSeq, a predicted model, not a curated record